AUGGCGGCCCCCGUGAGGACAUUGUGCUGUGCAGUGUUGAGGCUCUCCAGCAGGCAGUUCAGCACAACGUGUGGAGUACAAGCUGGGGAGAAAUGGAGGAAAGAACAAGGACUCGCCCGAAGUGGCACAGAGUACGGCCAUCUGACAGAUCUGCCUGAUUGGUCGUUUGCAGAUGGGAGACCAGCGCCUCUAAUGAAAGGACAGCUGAGAAGAAAGCAAGAGAGGGAAGUGUUAGCAAGACGUAUCGUGAUGCUGAACUCGGAGGUGGACAGAGGAAUGGAGGCGUGGAGUGAAAAACAGGAAGAAGCCAAACGACUGGAGGAGUACAGGAAGUCUCUCUUACUCAAACCUAAAGGGAAGUUGCUAAUGAAGAAAGCAUCUAAAAGUUAGACAUGUUAUCAUAUCCUUAUUGUGAUUUAUUGAAUAUAUUUAUGAGGACUUGUGGGUUUUCAUGUUUGUUUUUCAUGGAUUUCUGCAAUAAAUGUUGUGAUUUAUACUCUAAA
Anarrhichthys ocellatus (wolf-eel) is the source of this 503-nucleotide messenger RNA. RefSeq names its product mitochondrial ribosomal protein L52 (gene mrpl52). The coding region runs from base 1 to 390 and encodes 129 amino acids. Gene Ontology annotation, molecular function: structural constituent of ribosome. The record is from RefSeq and is a predicted model, not a curated record. Gene Ontology annotation, cellular component: mitochondrial large ribosomal subunit. Lineage: Eukaryota; Metazoa; Chordata; Actinopteri; Perciformes; Anarhichadidae. The transcript is spliced from 5 exons. Gene Ontology annotation, biological process: mitochondrial translation.